AUGCCUGCAACCUUUCACGGGUUCCCACGCCUCCCAAUUGAGGUUCAGCUCCAGAAAUGGAAGGAAGCAUGCAUUCUUUCUGUUAUCCCCGGCUAUGAUUCUUACAAGCAGGCUGGGUUGUACUUCGUCAACGUUGACACAGUCAAGUCCGGGGGCGAAGAUCGACUUGCUCUACGAGCCCUCGGCCAUUACCAAGGUCUUAACGGCGAUGAGAAAGCCCCCAAUAGCAAUCGCUCAGCCUACAUGUGGGACGGCGGCCUCUGGGGGGCUUUCAAACUGUCUCGCGAAGUCAUUACAGAAAAGAUAUAUUCCAUGUGGCUUCGGCUUCCCGAUUAUCAUCAGGACUAUCUCGGCCGUCCGGUCACUCUCACCAGUCGAAACGCAGAUGAAAGACUGGGCUACCUGGUUUUCCCUCAGCGAGACAUGUUUUUCUUCCGAACAACAAACUGGAAGUCCUUGCCUCAGCACUUUGAGGACUGCAAGGCCAGCAUCCCAUUCUUCGAUCCCCUCUCCUCUUCAAUGGUUUCGGUGUCCACACUCGCUACUGAGGUUGAUUCUAGCUGGAUCGUCGACCUUAAAACUCAAAGCCGAGAACUCAGCUCGCAGUCUGGUGGCCACUCAGAUGGAGGGCGUAGCCUCCGGAUGGGUCAAAACACCCAGGCUCUGUCUGAUAGAUAA
Messenger RNA from Fusarium verticillioides 7600, 678 nucleotides. RefSeq lists its product as hypothetical. The record is from RefSeq and is a predicted model, not a curated record. The transcript has a single exon. NCBI's taxonomy places the organism in Eukaryota, Fungi, Ascomycota, Sordariomycetes, Hypocreales, Nectriaceae. Bases 1 to 678 code for a protein of 225 amino acids.